AUGGCGUGUAAAGCAUCGUUUGAACUUCAUCACCACUUUCCAAAACUAGCUGAAGAAGCUGGAUUUACUUUCAACACACAUCGUCCCAGAAUUCAUAUAGACUGGAAUAAAAUCAGACUGAUAGAUAUAGAUAGUUUGGUAAAAGAAAGAAAAUUCUAUGUCAUCGAACAACAUCUAAAUGACAUAUUAGACUGUGUGUUCGAGUCUGAAUUCGAUGUUCGUAUUCUUGACGAAGGAGUCAUGAAAAUUUUUAGAUUGGCACAACUAGCUGUGGAAUACCAACAAUUCUGCCGCCAUUAUUUAGACCGUAGUGUGUAUGUAUUACGAGAUGAAGUAACGUCACUAGCUCAGGAACUUAAUGCUUGUAAAAAAGAUUUACGAGAAAAAGAUGAUGAAUUGCGAAGAUUAAGGAAAAGAAUCCGCCAUCCGAUGAAAACAACUUUACCUUAUGGCAAUGACAACAUAGCAACCAUGAUUUUAAAAACUCUUUCGCAAAAAGGUGAUAUCUUUCCAUUGCCAACAAAUGAUAUAAUGCAGUACAACAAGUGUCAUUAUUGUGAUAAAGUAUUUCUAAAUCAACUCUAUUUAAAAAGUCACAUAUCUAGACGCCAUGGCAAUGUUAUAGAAUCUCCUCAAAAAGAUAUUCACCAAAACAGUUUAAAUAAUGAAAAUACAAAAUUAAGUGCCGAAGUUACGGAACUUAAAAAUAAAAUUAAAGAAAUGGAAAUCGUUAUCGCCAAUACUACCAACCAAGUAAAUAAUCACCUUAGUGUCGCCGAAACAAAAAUUGCAACUAUAUCUGUUAGUGAAAGUGUAAAUAAAAAUAAUAACAUCAAUGAAAUAAAAAAAGAAAUGAAAGACGCUGAAGUAUCAACCAGCAAUGAAGAAUACUUAAUAAACAAAAUAGAAGAAUGGAAAAAAGAGGAAUACGCAAAUUAUAAUAAAGAAAUGAAUAAGUUACGAAGUCAAAUAAUGGAAACUAUUAGUACUAUCAAAGAUAAUGAUAGCGAUGAAAUAUUAGCUUUAACGAAACAAUUGAAUGAUUCCAGAAUGAGAGCUGAAAAAGAAAAUACGAAUAGAAACAAAGAAUAUGAAGCUCAAGUUUCAUUUUGGUCUAAUCGCGCCGAAGAUCAGUCUAAGCAAUAUGAAUUAUUGCUUCAGAAAUUGAACGAUGUCGCUAAUGAUGCCAAAGAAUCUCGUAAUCUUGCUGAAACCGAGAAAGAAAGGGCAGAGCAAUUGAAAGCCUUAUUGCAACAGAGUCUGGACUCUAAAAGACAUGAACAUGUUGAAAGUAAUGAUGAUGUAGUGCCUCUUGAAAAAAUAACCCAUAACUCCAAUGUCAGAAUAAAAGCACUGAAACUCUCAAAAAAUAUCAAAGGUAAUCAAUUAGAGAAAGAGCGUGACAGUCUAGAAAAACUUCAUCAAAAAGCACAGGAAUUGCUUAAUAUUGCUUCUGUUACAUCAAGUUCUUCAGAUACUUCCAGUAUUGAUCAUUUAAAGCCAAUACAAAGAAAGGAUUUGAGCCCAGAAGAUAUUACCACACGGUUCGGAAAAGCUAGUAAAGUGUUAAAUAGUGAUAUUGUUAAUAAGUCUAAAAUAAGUGAGAAUAAACCACAAAAACCUCCGAACACAUUUCCUAACAAGGCUUCUAAUUCAGUAAUUAAAAAUGGACCAAAAUAUAAAGGCAAAUCAAAGACUAAACAAUCAAUGAAAUCAUUGAAGAGAAACGGUCCUAAUGUUUUGCCUGGCAGCCCAGUGAAAAUAGUCAGAGCAAAAAUAACGGAAGAAGUAAACAAUCGUUUAGUGUCUGCGGGUGUAGACAUACAGAAAUCGAGACUGCCUCAAAAUAUAUUCCAAAAACAACGCAUGCAACUUCAUCAACUGCAAGAACUUAAAUCGAAGAAAAAUCCUAAUCACGAUAAAGUGAGACAUCAAAUUUUGACAUUUCUGGAUUCAAGUACAAUGGGUUUUAAAAAAGAAGCUACUCAAGUCCCCGAUUACAUAUCUCCUACAAAAGUCACCAAAUCUUUAAAAAACUUAUCAUCUGUUAUAUCUAACGUCAAAUCGAAGGCAUUGUCCUUUGUAAAAUUAAGUGAUUCGCAAGUGAAAGACAAGCACAAAUCACAAAAUGCUGAGGUCGCAAAACGCGCUUUGUCUUUACUAAAGACCCCUCCUGGAUCAGCAUCAUCUAGCCCUGUUACCACAAAACGUAGUCCAAUAAAGGCAUAUAAUAUUUCACAAAAUUUGCCCAGAGAUACCAACGAAACUGUUAAAAUAAAUCAUAAAUCCAAAAAUAUGUCGAUGGAAGAGAAAAAAACGCCCAGUCCGUUCAACGCCCUACAAACAUCCAUAUCAUCUAGUGGUUCUGAAGAACUUUCGGAGGGAACUGAUCGGAAGAACUAUAAUACAACAAGUGUACAACAAUCAUCUAAAUCAAUUGAAACUCUUAUUAAGUCUCCAGCUCGAAGGCCUUCGUCUGCCGGGGUAGAAUAUAAUCAGACUGUUCAGAAAUUUACUAUCAGCAACGAAAACUUGUUACGUACACAAUCAGCAACAAAUUUACUCCCACAUAUUAAUAAUUUAAAUAAUCUACCUAAAGCACCACCAAAGCCAGUGGUAAAACCAAAAGAAAAUGAUAAUAGCAGCGACGAUGUAGAGUCGUUUUCGGAUGUUCUAGAGAAAAACGCUUUUUUGAAUGACAAUGUUGAAAAUACCGCCAAACAAACAAAAAGUGUUUUAAAAAAUGCUUCUUCAACGUCUUCCCUAAACAAAAAGAAAGUAUUCUUCGAUAUGGACGCUAUACAAAUGAAAUCGGUCAGUGCUUCCCCAUCGCAAAGCCUAACAGAAAAAAGUGACGGUAACGAAAAAUACGAAUUAGGCAUUGUCAACCUUGACGGUGAAGAGUGGGACAUAUCCAGCAUAGAAAAUGAACCUCUGAAGAACGAUACAAAAAUUCAAAAUGUUACUCGUACCAGCCCAAAGAUUGCUGAAUUAAAGAAAAAAAUUGAAUCACAGUUGGCGCGGCGUAAUGAGACCCAGACGGCUCCGGUUGGUCGAGUGGAUGUACUAACGGGGAACUUGAUAAAAAUCGCCAGUACUGGUGGUGGCAGUAAUACAAGUCUUGGCAGUUCCAUUUUAGAUGAUUCUGAGAGUAUAAUUGGAAAUCAUAAAACUGUUGUAAAACCCAGAAGGGUCACAACAAAAGAUGAUAGUGAUGUAGAAAUUUCAGAGUUCAGUAUAGAUCAUAUAAUCAAUAAAAAUGAAUCCUUUUAA
This is a messenger RNA of Arctia plantaginis, 3273 nucleotides long. NCBI's taxonomy places the organism in Eukaryota, Metazoa, Arthropoda, Insecta, Lepidoptera, Erebidae. The record is from the annotation of a GenBank genome assembly.